CUCAUCAGGAGCCUGAUCCAGCUCCUCCUGCAGCACAGUGUCACUGUUGCUGCUUCCACCAGUCUGUGGUUAAAAACUGAUCCAGGUUUUACUCUGAGAAACCCGUAUGAGACCUGUAUCCUGGAGCAGGAUUUUCAGUUCUUCAGAUUCAGUUUUAGUAUCGACCUCCUUCACGCAGCAUCUCUGCUCUCCAUCCUCCGUCUCCACCUAUCUCCUCCUCCUCCACCUCUUCCUCCUCGUCCACCGCCUCAGCACCGCCUCAGCGCCGCUCCUUCUGCAGGUGGAUGGAGGCUGGAAGCCCCGGAGACACGAGCCAGGAUGCAGGGGCACGGCUGCUGUCAGACUGCUGAGCACCUCCCUUCACGUCGGGGACCACAUCCUUAAAUGACCCGCGGCUGAGGAAGGGGUGUCCUCAGGAUCAUGGCAUGCAGCCCACACCGGGCAUCCAGCACUGACCAUGGGGCUCCGGUCCAGGACCGUCGCUAGCGGCUCGGAGGAGCAGAAGAAGAGCUCCGGCGCCGCUUCAGGGGACUUAUUGGACCAAGGCACCGGGGGAGCGGACAAGGAUGGCGCCCUGCUGCUGGUGGCUUCGGGUCGGGAUGACUACAAGCGGGGCUCUCAGGGUAUCGGCAUCGGGCUGCUGGCCAAGACCCCCCUGAACUACACCCGGCCUACCAAGAGGAAUAACAUCCGGAAGAGGAGGAUCCAGAACCUGCUGUACGACGCGCUGGAGAGGCCGAGAGGAUGGGCGCUGCUGUACCACGCGUUCGUGUGA
This is a messenger RNA of Notolabrus celidotus (New Zealand spotty), 775 nucleotides long. Its product is annotated as potassium voltage-gated channel subfamily KQT member 3-like. NCBI's taxonomy places the organism in Eukaryota, Metazoa, Chordata, Actinopteri, Labriformes, Labridae. The transcript has 3 exons. The coding region runs from base 458 to 775 and encodes 105 amino acids. The record is from RefSeq and is a predicted model, not a curated record.